AUCCGCACUUUCGCCGACGUCCUCAGGAUCCACUGUGGCUGAUGCACCGCGGUGCGUAGCGAUGCAAGCCGCCCUCCGGCCCGGGGGAACCUGCAGCGGUGCAAACCCUGCGGUGGCCGUCGGGGAGAACUAGAGGAGAGGAGGAGGGUCUGCGGGGCACCUUGUCCAGGAAGAGGCGGCUGUAUAUAAAAGCGACUAUGAGGUGCUGGCGCCUCGGGAGGCUGCUGGAGCUGCGCGCUUUGAGCUGGGAGAGUCGGGCUGCUCUCGCGGGCAAGGCGAGAAGGCAGCAGCCGCGGCCGCCCUCGAGGGACACGCUGGGCUUCCAGGCUGCCGCUCCAGAGACCUGCAGCGCCCACCCGAGGGAGCUGCAAGGGGCGCCGCUGUUGCGCGCGGGGAUCGGCUCCCUAGGCUCCAGCCGCAGAGCGCUUUCUAGCUCCGCUGGGGACAAGGAUGGACGGGACGAGCCUGAGGGACCGCCGGCGGGCUCUGCUGCGGCUCCGCGACCGGCGGCCGCUCGGAGGCGCGCGUGGCACAGGUCGCUCUCUCCCUCGGAGAGGCUGAGCUUGCUGGUGCACGGGGAGCACCUUUCCCCGCACGUCGCAGAGGAAUCCUCCUCCCCUCCUUUCGCCGAGGUGCUUCCCCAUGAGGAACCCCAGAGGGAUCGGGACUCUCCCUCCGAGGAGCUCCGGGACGCGCCUUCCAAAAACGCGCCUUUCCAGGUCGGGGAUCUGUUCCUAGCGGAGAGCCGCCGGAGGCGCGACACCGAGUUCAAGAAGCUGUGUAAACUCACCGCCGCCGGAGUACUGACGAGCACCUGGGGGUCGGUGAAGUACGCCGACAUCGUGGGCAAGCUCCCCGGGCAGAUGUUCCUGACGUCCACGGGCCACGCGUUCCUGAUUCGGAGGCCUUCGCUGGAAGAGUUUGUAUUGCUGAUGGAGAGAGGACCCACCAUCUCGUAUCCCAAGGAUAUUAACGCAAUGCUGCUGCUAAUGGACGUCAGUCAAGGCGACACAGUGCUGGAAGCGGGUUCUGGGUCUGGUGGUAUGAGUUUAUUUCUAUCGCGAGCAGUUGGGCCACAGGGACGUGUUGUAAGUUACGAAGUCCGGAAAGACCACUACAGAGUGGCGAAAAAGAAUUAUAAGAGGUGGUGUGAUGCAUGGAAAAUAAGUCAUCCUUUAGAGUGGCCAGAUAAUGUGGAUUUCAUUAAUGAAGACAUUUUAACAGCAGCUGAGGCUUUGAAAAAUGUAACAUUUGAUGCAAUAGCUUUGGAUAUGCUUGAGCCCCAGAACGUUUUAUCUGUGGUUAUCCCAAAUCUUAAAAUGGGGGGCGUUUGUGCAGUAUACCUUGCAAAUAUCACCCAGGUUAUUGAUCUGGUGGAAGCCAUCCGGACCAGCAAAAUAAACCUUUUUUGUGAAAGGAUAUUUGAGGUGACACACAGAGAUUGGAUAGUACUCCCAGCUUCAUGGAAAAUUGGUGGGAUUUUCCACAAUAUGAAAUCCAAGCAGAACAUGAACAAUGAACCAGCUUGCCAUGAUGAAAAUGAGGAGAUUCCUGCUGAACAGAACAAAGAAGAUGAUGCUCUCAUUUCUGAUGAGACAAAACCACCAUAUAUUGCUAGACCUUACUCUUGGCAAGUGGGGCACACAGCCUUUCUUGUCAAGCUGCGGAAAUAUAACCCGGCAUAUCCAAAUACUACUUCGAAUGGUAUAUGCUAAUUUGAAGAUUGCACUUCACCAGGAUAAAAAUUGUAAAUUAUAUCAUUGUUGUUUAUGCAAUUUAGGAAUCC
Lacerta agilis (Sand lizard) is the source of this 1786-nucleotide messenger RNA. RefSeq names its product tRNA methyltransferase 61B (gene TRMT61B). Lineage: Eukaryota; Metazoa; Chordata; Lepidosauria; Squamata; Lacertidae. The record is from RefSeq and is a predicted model, not a curated record. The transcript is spliced from 7 exons. Gene Ontology annotation, cellular component: tRNA (m1A) methyltransferase complex. Gene Ontology annotation, biological process: tRNA methylation. The coding region runs from base 198 to 1715 and encodes 505 amino acids.